Vollenhovia emeryi is the source of this 2453-nucleotide messenger RNA. RefSeq names its product FAS-associated factor 1 (gene casp). NCBI's taxonomy places the organism in Eukaryota, Metazoa, Arthropoda, Insecta, Hymenoptera, Formicidae. The transcript is spliced from 12 exons. Gene Ontology annotation, cellular component: nucleus; endoplasmic reticulum. Gene Ontology annotation, molecular function: ubiquitin binding. The record is from RefSeq and is a predicted model, not a curated record. The coding region runs from base 158 to 2146 and encodes 662 amino acids.
GUACGUUACAUGAAAAUUUCGUGGCUGAAGACGUCAAUGGCUCGCGGUUGUUGUUCAUAUUAUUUGUAAUAGCUUUAAGAUAAUAGAACGCGAGAGAGUAUCGCGAAGCUCGGACGAAGAGACCGUUUUGCAAUCCUCGUGUCGGAAUAUCACUGCAAUGGCUGAAAAUCGGGACGCGAUACUGGCUGACUUUCAGGCGUGCACCGGAAUCGACGAUUUCGGGGAAGCUAUUUUAUAUUUGGAGGCAACGAAUUGGGACUUGCUGGCGGCGAUAAACAAGGCCAUGCCCCAGACUACGCAGCAGCUGCCGUCUGAAAUGACUCCGGACAUAGAAAUGGUGGAGGAGAUCAAAGUGACGCCGCGCUCGUCCACGUCGAAGCCGCAGACGGUGCAGAACUCGAAAAAGGUCGCGGCAGCCGCGAAAGCAGACGUGGUAGAGAAUGCAAAACCUGGGACGAGUAGACCUAAAAGUUGCAUGAAAAAUAGAACGCUCACAUUCCACAUUACCUAUCUCGAAAACGUUCAUAAAAUCAAUUUGUCCGAGUUGUCCACUUUGAGGGAGCUCAAGGAAGCCGUAUGGUGUAAAACGAGCGUAGCGCCCUGCCAACAGAAUCUUCACGGGUGGAAGAAGGAGCCCGGGACACCGAACACGGUGCUACAAACGUUAGAUCUGCCUAGAGAAAAUACACUGUACCUAUCGCUAUUGUCGCAGGAUGGCGACGUGGCUAAUGAGACCGUAAGUCUGUCGGAUCGUAUGAGCCAGACCUACACGUUGAACGUGAAGGACGAGGUGCAUAAUAAAACGUACAAGCUGAAGUUCCCUGGCACGCGUACCGUGUUGGAAGUAAAAACGGACAUCUACUCGUUAAUAGAUGUGCCCGUGCGAAAUCAGCAGUGGAAGGGUUGGCCUAGCUCACUGAAGGACGAUAAUGUAAUAUUGGCACAAAGCGGCAUAUGCUAUCCGGAGCACGAUUUGUCUGUCGGAAAGCUUCCCGCGAAGGAAGAAAAGAAGAAGGUCGUAGAUUUAAUUGACAGCGACAGUUCCAUAGACGAACCGGAGGAUGUGGAAGAGUUCGACGUUCCGGAAGAGUUCACUGGCGACGAUGAUAUUUUCAUAGACGAUGUUAAACCCACUAAAAUUGAGCGUCUCAUGCCAGAAAAUGUAGUGGACGAGGUGAUGGGUACGUUACAUUUCGCGGAGCAAUUCGAGAAGCGAUACGGACCGGCGCACCCGGAGUUCUUCACUGGUACAUUCGAGGACGCCCUGAAGGAAUCGUGUCUGAAGCCAGCGAAAGAGAGAAAAUUAUUGGCUAUAUAUUUGCACCACGAUAACAGUGUGUUAGCAAACGUCUUUUGUACUCAACUGUUAGGUUUCGAAACGGUGCUUCAACUUCUUUCGGCAAAUUUUAUAGUAUGGGGUUGGGACUUCACGCACGAAUCUAACAAACAAAGAUUUUUGUAUUCGAUCACUCAAACCCUUGGUACUGUCGGUUCGUUGGCUGUAUCGAGCAUAGAUGUUGACACCUUGCCAAUUCUCAUGAUUAUUAUGAGAUCUAGAUCCAACACGGAGAUAUUUACUAUCGUGCACGGCAAUGUAGGUGUUAACGAGUUGCUAACGAAUUUGGUACAAGCCGUCGAUGUGUUCCAAGAGCAAAGACGAGCCGAUAUUGGUGUUGAAGAAGAGCGACAGGCUAGAGAAAGAGUCAAGCAAGAGCAAGACAAAGCGUAUCAAGAAAGUUUGGCAGCCGAUAGAGCAAAGGACGAAGCGAAACAGAUGCAGGAAGAGCUUGAGAAGAAACAGAAAGAACAGGCUGAAAACGAAAGAUUAGCUGAAUGGGCAAAGAAAGAGGCUCAUAGGCAAGCUGUUGAAUCUAGUUUACCACCCGAACCGCAACAAGGAGCGGGCGACGGCGUAAUGAAAGUAAGAGUACGGCUUCCGGCAGGAAAAUUCCUGGAACGUAAAUUUCAAUCGGAUACACCGUUACAAACGCUCUUUAAUUUCCUUAUCGUGAAAGGUUAUCCUACGGAGGAAUAUAAACUCCUAUCUAGUUGGCCUCGAAGGGAUUUAACAUCUAUGGAUUCAAAGCUCACUUUGAUGGAACUGAAAUUCUGUCCCCAGGAAACAGUAAUUUUAGAGGAACGAUAAAUAAUAAUACGUUGUAAUUAAAUUCAAAUGUAGAAAUUAAGUGUCGCGAAUAUUCUUCAAGAAUGUAUUUAUUUAACAACUUCGAGAUAGCGAUUACCGAGUCCUGUUUAUCUUGCGACUAUACAUUUUUACGCUGAAUUCUUGUACGAUAAAGUCGUAUAUCAUGCACUCCGCGCGAAUAUAUAAUUUUUAUUUUAUAAAAAAAAAGAAAAAGUUCUUUCCAUGCAUACGUAUGUUAUAUAUUUUAAAUUUUCAGGAAUAAACUGUAUUUCGAACGAAUUGUAUUUCGAAUCGAUUUCAAACAAAA